Lycium ferocissimum is the source of this 1566-nucleotide messenger RNA. Its product is annotated as ADP-glucose phosphorylase. The transcript is spliced from 3 exons. The record is from RefSeq and is a predicted model, not a curated record. Gene Ontology annotation, biological process: beta-D-galactose catabolic process via UDP-galactose, Leloir pathway. NCBI's taxonomy places the organism in Eukaryota, Viridiplantae, Streptophyta, Magnoliopsida, Solanales, Solanaceae. Gene Ontology annotation, molecular function: UDP-glucose:hexose-1-phosphate uridylyltransferase activity; zinc ion binding. Bases 83 to 1105 code for a protein of 340 amino acids.
UGAGGUGGCAUAUUCUGAAGGAGCCAUUGAAAUGGAGUGAGCACCAAAUUAGUGCCCCCUAAACCCCAAAUCCAACCCCCAAAUGGCUGAUGCAGAACUAUCAAAACGGAGCCCCGAACUCCGAAAAGACAAAAUCAACAACAAGUGGGUCAUAUUUUCACCGGCAAGAUCACGCCGUCCAUCUGACUUCAAAGCCAAAUCAAACCCAAACCCUAACAACCAAACCUCAUGCCCAUUUUGCGCUGGACACGAACACGAAUGUGCACCAGAGAUAUUCCGUGUACCCGCAAAUUCCACUAAUGAUUGGAAAAUUAGAGUUAUACAAAAUCUGUAUCCGGCAGUAAGUAGAGAAUUGGGUUUUGAAAAUAAUCGGGUUUCGGGUCAAGGUGACGUGGCAGUUAGUGGAUUCGGGUUUCAUGAUGUGGUUAUUGAAUCCCCGGUUCAUCAUGUGAAUUUGAGUGAUCUUGAACCGGUUCAAGUUGGAGAGGUUUUAUUAGCUUCUAAGAAGAGGAUUGAACAGCUAAGGGAUUUUGACUCUAUUAAGUAUGUUCAGGUGUUCAAAAACCAUGGAGCCUCUGCUGGUGCUUCGAUGAGCCAUUCUCACAGCCAGAUAAUUGCUCUUCCCAUUGUUCCUCCAACAGUUUCUGCCCGUCUUGACAGUAUGACGGAAUACUACAAGCAGACUGGGAAAUGCAGCCUGUGUGAUAUUCGACCAAAUGAGUUAUUAAUUGAUGAAUCAGCUCAUUUCAUAUCGCUGGUUCCCUUUGCUGCAACUUUUGCUUUUGAGAUUUGGAUAAUUCCUCGUGAUCACUCUUCUCAUUUUCAUGAAAUAGAUCGUGAGAAGGCAAUUGAUCUUGGAGGGUUGUUGAAACUCAUGCUUUUGAAGAUGUCUUUGCAGUUGAACAAUCCACCAUUCAACCUCCUGAUUCAUACCUCCCCAUUUCAAGAUGACCCCUCAUAUGCACCUUCCACACACUGGUUUAUACAAAUAGCUCCCCACUUGAGUGGAGUUGGUGGAUUCGAGAUAGCUACGGGAUGUUACAUAAAUCCUGUUUUCCCAGAGGAUGCUGCCAAAAUUCUAAGGGAUGUGAGAAUAUCUAAUUAAUAACAUUUAGAGGAAAUUUAUUAAAUCUAAUUAUAUAUAUAUCUUUAGAUACAGUAGCUAAGGAGAUAAAGAGGAUAGGGAAGUUGUACCUUUUUUAACUAUAUAAUAAGUGUAUGUUGGGCUGGACGACGAAUGGCACUUUAGUGUGCUAUUUUGACUUAUUGAAUGAUUUCGGGUUUAAGGCCAUGGACUUAUCAGGUUGAAACAGAUUUGAAAACGCAUUUCGGAUAAUGUUUGUGAUUGGCCUAAUUGGUCGAGAAGAUGGCUAGUCUCGUGAGUUCCUAUUCUAGUAGUACAUCAUAGCUUAGCUGGUUGGGAAGGUAUGAUAGUCAUCUUGGAUCGAUGUAUACAUUGCCGUUGUUUGAGGGGUACGACAACCAUCGUGGGCGGUCUCUGCGUAAAAGAUGAUAUAAUGAAGGUGAAUAUUUACUUGCAAAGUUCUGUCCUUUUCUUUGGCUUAA